AUGGCGUCUGCAUUCGGCUCAGCAUGGCGUUCUUUCUGGCAUACCAUGACCUCCUACGACCGCCAUGCGUCCCAUGAUUCACCUUACCGAACCGGCAGACACGUUCCGCUGAGCCAAAGUCGCCAUGAGCCACUUACGUCUGUUGCAACCAGUGCUGCCGAAUCCCGACCGGAUUUAACGAACCCCUACGAUGAUGAACAGCCCUCAGGCGCAACCCAUUCGGAUGGAUGGUCUGCAUCGCCAACUGGGAUUGGCUCCCCAACUCGGCCCUAUUCCCCAGGGAUGAGAUCGCUCUCCUCGCAGCAGAGACGGUCAAACGAUCGUGCCUCGGGUGCCGAUGGCGAGAUUCAAAUGCAAAGUUUCCAUGAUGGCGCUCCCCCUCCUCCUCCGGUAUCCCACUCUUGGAAGAAAAUUGACCAAUGGCUGGAGAACAAUUACCAAGAGUUAUACGACAAUCUCGGCGAAGGUUGCACCCAGAAUGACAUCAAUGAACUUGAACAUGAGUUGGACUGUAGUCUGCCGCUCGAAGUGCGUGAGUCCUUAAUGACACAUGAUGGCCAAGAAUGUGGCGGGUUGCCAACAGGAGUCAUCUUCGGUUGCAUGCUACUUGACUGCGAAGAGAUCGUCAAGGAAUCUAUGACCUGGAAGGUCGUCAACGAAGAGUAUUUGAACGCGGCAACGGUCAUCCACCAACCAGUGAAAUCAUCGGCGGCUAGCUCCUCGUCAGCCGUGGCAUCUUCUCAGCAGGGGUCUGGUUCCUCCUGGCGCCAGGAUCUGCUCGACCGACAAGACUCGCAGCCUCCUGGCGCAGUUCAGAAAACAUACGCACACCCAGCCUGGAUCCCUCUUGCUCGUGACUGGGGCGGCAACAAUAUCGCUAUAGACUUGGCCCCCGGGCCUACAGGGAAGUGGGGUCAAGUUAUCAUUUUCGGUCGAGAUUACGACUGUAAAUAUGUCGUUGCCCGGUCUUGGGCCGCAUUCCUAGCAACCCUCGCGGAUGAUAUCUGCAGCGGAAAGGCUAUUGUGGAUGAAGAGACGAAUGAUCUUCGGCUGAAGGCGUUUAAGGACGUCAAUCCUCCAUACUUGGAGAUUCUGCGAUGGAGAACAGAUCAAAAGUAUGGCAGGAGGCAGCCCCGACGCAAAGUUCCACAGGCACUCGGACUCAAUACUAGCGCAAACAACAGGACCCCCAGAGAUUCUCCUUACGGAAGUCCAGCACCUAGUGAGGAACGCGGCAGGUCUCCACAUCGUUUUCCUAACCACGGAUCCAAUCGGAGUCCUAAAACCCAGUUUGGUGUUUCUCGCCCUCUCGCUCGUGUUGCCGAGGAGGGAUCAAGCCCCGUGAAUACUAGUCCGGACGUUCAGGUGUCCAAUAAAAGCAUGCCUAAUGAGAAUGCUAAUGAAACCCAGAGCGGGAACUUAAUGGAAGUGUCGAUGCCAGGCACAGGCAGUGAAAACAAGGAGGAUCCCGCGAAGGUAAAUGAGCAGAAGCCAGCAGAGCAGGAGAAGACAGAAGAAUUGCGAACUCGUGAACCCAAUCAAGCAACUUCCACAACCUUGGAUUCAGAAGUCCUUGGCGAGAUGAAGAACGUGACGAUUUGA
Messenger RNA from Monascus purpureus, 1602 nucleotides. NCBI's taxonomy places the organism in Eukaryota, Fungi, Ascomycota, Eurotiomycetes, Eurotiales, Aspergillaceae. The record is from the annotation of a GenBank genome assembly.